AUGCAGAAGACCAUCCAGGGCAAGGACGAGGCCGCCGCGCUCGCCGUGCUCAAGCAGCAGCCGGCCGAGGGCGUCGCGCCGCUGCCGUUCCAGCCGGACAUCGCGCUGCUCUACGCCGUGGUGACGGAGCCCACGCUGGCCAAGCAGUACCUCCGGUAUCUGACGGCUGUGGCCGCCACGGACAGCUACAAGAACUGCAUGGGCUGGCUGCAGAAGCUCAUCGAUCUCAAGUUCGUCAAGCUGCUGGUCGGGUGCCGCAGUCAGUUACUGUGGCUUGUGAGGGAGCUGGUGCAUCUCAAUGCGCCGGGGGUGGACAAGGUGAUUGUCUGCUUGAUGAGGUACCUGACCGGAGGAGAUCCGAGUCGGACGACGGUCUGGCUGGCGUCGUCGAUCAUCCGGAUAUUGAUCGAGCACGAGGCUUGGCUGCUGUCGUGCUCGAGUUUGAUCCCUUUCGUGUUCCAUACGUUCGCGAGAAUCUCGUUGGAUCAUACAGCCUCGCAACAUGCAAACUUGUUGAAGCAGGAGGUGGAGCUGUGCACUACGCUGUGGAACCGUCGGCAGGCGGAUGUGGCUCAGCUUGGACGGGAAAUUGUGCGCGUGCUCAGUGAUGCCAAGGAUAUCCCCGGAAUGAACGCACUCUGGAAGCAAUUGCGGAACGUUCGUGAUACUGCAGAACCGGACAAGGACGUUACGGUGUACUCUGUUGCACAAUUGAUGGCUAUUCCGACCCCUCCAAGAUAUCUCGCCUAUCGUUUGAACCCCAAAAUGGAGGAGUAUCUUCUCUUUAUGAUGGAACGCGUUCAAGCUGGAUCCGUGACGCGCUACCAAAAGUGGUUUUCGUCUCAAUUUUUGAGCAGUCCUGGAUCGGAUGCUCUAGUCCCCGACCUUGUGCGCUACAUCUGUGCCGUGUAUCAUCCUUCAAAUCAAGUUCUGAGCUCCAAGGUGACACCACGCUACCACAUUCUUGGGUGGCUCUACCUUCUCUGCCACGGCAGUAAGACGCCAAGCGUGUUGGCCCGAGUACAGCUUGCCAUGUUCUUCGACUAUUUGUACUUCAAGCCAUCGGACAACAUUAUGGCAGUGGAACCGGCGAUUUUGUUGAUGGUGAAAUCACUGAAGAGUCAUCCGAUGGUGACGCUCGCCAUGAUUCAAUUCCUUGUCUUUGCUGUUGAAAAGUUUGCAGCAUCAGCUAUUAACCGGAAGCUGAUGCAGAAGGGCGUGUCGACAGCGUUCGCGAUGAUUUUGAAGCUCGGUGUUGUGCCGUCAAUCCUUCCACUUCAGACGUUCCCCAUGCUGCAGUCGAGUGCCCCAGAAUUGCAAUCAGAGCUUCACCGAAUCUUUCCGGAGCAUUUCCCCUCUGCAGAGAACGCCAACAAGGCUCAAGCGCAAGCGUCCCACCCAAGUCCUCUUUCAAGUUCUGGCGGCAGCCCUGCCAGGUCUCCGGGUCCAAGCUCAUCGCCUGCCAGACAGUCUCCAAUCAGGCAAUCGCCCGUCCAUCAGUCUCCUGUUCGGUCGCCGGUUCGACAGUCGCCGGUGCGCAGCAGCCCAAUUGGAGCAGGAAGCCCGGUCACGUCGCCGCUACGCUCGCAAAGUCCUACACAUUCCGACUCCAGCAUGAGUGGUGUCGGGGCGCCGUCCGACACGAACUCUCUCGGCGCGUUAUCAUUUUUGCCUGACAAUCAGCAACCGGUACAUGGUACAGCAGAGAUGCCUGCGCCAAACGACACGCCUGCUGCUACACCAACACCCGCCAUCUCGAAGCAGCCGCUGGUUGACAUCCCGGAAACCUUGAUUGCUCUGGGAGGUGACGACAUCAAGCACUUCCAACAAACGAUGCCUGACCCAUGUUCACGCCCAACUGAAAGUUUUUUGGAGUGCUUGAACGACAUUUUAAUUUCUUGGAUUCGGCAGGAUAAUGCCGUCGAAAUCGCCGCUCCACUGGGCUCGUUCCUGCAUUCCUCGCUGGAAAGGAUAAUCGUGUCGUCUCGAAUUGCUCUGAGUGACUCCCCCAAGGCUACGUCUGCUGGCGUGUUUGAUUCAAUGCUGGACCAACCAUAUUCUGCAUUCGUCGAGUCAAUUGGUGGCAAUUUGGCGCAAAACAUAAUGAAGGACUUGAACCUGAGCCAGCAGAUCGAUGAUGCUCGAGUUCAAGCAUGCGCUCUAUUGGGGAAGACGGUGCCUGCAAGUGUGUCGAAGGACGAAAUGGAUGCCGUGAGUGCUACGACACUUUUUGUAUGCCCUUACUUGUUUGCAAACAUGGAGCACCCGUUCCUGUCCAAGCUCCUGGGUCGCAGCGAAGCGCUUGUCCAGCUGCUUCUUGGACUGGUCACUCCCGCUAUGCUCAACGCCCUGUGCACUCGUGUCGUUAUGCGUGAGUUUGCCAUUUUCAAGAACCGUCUAGCAAACAUCGUGCUUUCGUCGCUGCAGUGGACAUCGUGGGAGCAAUACGGUAUGUGGGAUCUGGUGGUGGCGGAGCUUCAGUCAGGGCGAUCUGCUGUAGCCGAGAAGGAUAUGAUGGCAGCGGCACGCAAGGUGCUCGCCUGUGUCAACCCGAAGGAGAGCCCAGAGACGAUGACAGGGCUGCUCAAGUGUCUAAUCCACUUCAGCCCCGACAUGACCGUGCUACGGAGCGUGUUCAAGCUCCCCGACACGUACGACGACUUCCCGUUUGCAGUAUUAGCGUGCUGGAUGAACAAGUUCCCGGACGUGGUCACAGGCCACGUCCGCAGCUCUCUGGAAAGCGCGGGCGACAGCGACCUCUCCAAGGACAAGACGCUGUCCGAGCUGGUACGAAAGUUGGACCGCCUGCAAGAGCUGCAAAGCCGUCGCACCCCCAAGACUGGAGAGCUCGCUGUGCUCAAGGACCAAACUAUCACCUCGGCCUUGAAGAAGCUGCUGCAACGAUCCGACGCCUCAUCUGCCGCCAGCGACUUUUACGCAUUGCGAGCAGUGUUAUUCAAUGAGGAGCCUCCGCACAAGAAGCAGCGCCUCGCAGGAGACAGCAACUAAUGCCUUAGGCAGUGCAAACACAUGGGUAAAUAUCUUCUGAACGUU
This is a messenger RNA of Phytophthora sojae, 3054 nucleotides long. RefSeq lists its product as hypothetical. The record is from RefSeq and is a predicted model, not a curated record. Bases 1 to 3009 code for a protein of 1002 amino acids. Gene Ontology annotation, cellular component: cytoplasm. The transcript has 6 exons. Lineage: Eukaryota; Oomycota; Peronosporomycetes; Peronosporales; Peronosporaceae.